AUGGACUAGCAAUAUCCAGAAUUAAAUUUAGCUACUAAGUUUUUUAUAGAGAACAGAGAAUACGAAAUUAGAUGGAAUAAGUCAUCCAGACUAGAUGAUAUGUUUUAAAUAGCAUAGUUCAUUUUAAAUGACAUAUUAAAAAUUUACUCAACUGAUCAAGCGAUAGUUAAGGAUCACGAAAUGCAAGAAUAUGGACUUAAAGAUAUUAUUUCAUUUUAAGUUAGAGAAGUUUAUGUCUUUCUCCCUCAUAAGAAAGAAGUGAGAACAUACAUUAAGAAUGAUUAGAGAGAAUUUAGAUAAGUUUAUUACUUUGUUAGCACUGAAUAAGUCAAAAUUGAGAGAUUUAGAGAAAAACAUACUAGGAUAGAUUCAAUGAUUACAAACAUGUCAAUUAUAAGAAAGCAAAAUUAGUAAUUUGAAAACACUCUAAGAUAGAUAGUAGAAUCUAGAUUAAAUAACUUGUAAAUAAAUAAUCCUUAAUCUCCAAAUCUUUUCUUUGUUUCUGAACCAAGCAAAUAAGACGAUUUAAAUGAAAAAGAUGAUUAAUUAUCUCCUAAAUUUGGAUCAACUGAUACUAGCAGUUCAUCAAAAAGCAACUCAACAACAGCUUAGAAAGUUCCUUCUUUUGGCUAAAUUAACAACAACAAUAAUUUCUUAGGAGGAUAAAAAGACUAAUUAUUUGAUACCGAUGACUCCGACCUAAAAAAAAGAUAAAAAGUUGCUGGGUUAGGUACUUAGUAGGAUUAUUUGAAAAAGCAAGCACAAUAAAAGCCAGCUGAAAUAAAAGGUUAUACUAUGUAAGAGGUUGCUCAUCAUAAUACAGAAAACGAUGCUUGGAUUGUAAUUAAUGGUAAGAUAUACGAUGUUACUCACUAUCUUAACUAUCAUCCAGGUGGAAAAGCUAAGUUAAUGUUAGGAGUAGGACGUGAUGGAACAGAGCUAUUUUAAAAAUACCAUCCUUGGGUUAAUGCACAUUACAUUCUUUAAAAAAAUCAUAUAGGUUUUAUUGUUUUAAAAUGA
Messenger RNA from Tetrahymena thermophila SB210, 1020 nucleotides. RefSeq names its product cytochrome b5-like heme/steroid-binding domain protein. The record is from RefSeq and is a predicted model, not a curated record. NCBI's taxonomy places the organism in Eukaryota, Ciliophora, Oligohymenophorea, Hymenostomatida, Tetrahymenidae. The transcript has 6 exons. Gene Ontology annotation, molecular function: heme binding.